Molecule: messenger RNA, 1663 nt
Organism: Linum tenue
Lineage: Eukaryota; Viridiplantae; Streptophyta; Magnoliopsida; Malpighiales; Linaceae
Source: the annotation of a GenBank genome assembly
GUUAAGUGUAACCUGUACAACCUUUCAAAAAAAAAAAAAAAAAGUGUAACCUGUACAAGCUGAGUCUUUCGGCCCGGGCGAUUCUUCAUCUUCUCCUUCCGUAGAUCGAUUGGUUUCUGGGCGCAAUUUCUGGUACUAUUUUUAUUUCACUUCUCUUUCAUAAUCUGCUGAUUUCCUCGGAUCGCUUCUGUGUUUUAUCGUCGGAUAUAAGAUCCUUCCAUCUGAUUUCUGUGCCUCCACCAAUGAAGGAGAAUCGACGUUUCCUCCAUCCCUAAACAUAAUUACACUGCUGAAACUUUGGAUCAGAGGUGGCGAGAUGGCCUUUCAAUAAGUCAUGUUCUGAUUCAUGUUUGCGCGGAGGCGAGAGGUGUUUCUUUCUUUGAGAGAUGGGAAAUUGGGAUUUUCUAGCUCUCAUUUUUGGUUCGGGAGCUAGUCAAUACCUUUUCGUGUUUGGAAGAUAUAGCGCUGUGAGUCUGUGCCUAAUGAUACCGAGGUGAGGCGGUGUGGGGUUUGGACUUAUAACCUACUUAGAAAAUUCGUUAGGGCUGAGAUUGUUCUGGAACUGGAAGGGUGCAAGUGCUGCUCGGUUGUAGCUGUGGCUGUUAUACACACAAGAAUCGAUUAAUGCCAAUUCUGGGUACAGCAUGUCUUUUGGUGGUCGGUUAUCUGUUUUUCUGUGAUAUCUUAUGUGGGGUUCAAUCGAUUUAACAUUUGAGGACAGAGAUUGUAAAGAGAGCUCAGGAAGUGAAGACUAGAGAGAUACACAUAAAAGGAGGAGGUCAGUAUUGGAAAUGGCUUCAGUGGUGAAGGGUGUGGUGAAUGCUAUCAAAGAGAAAGGCGUUGGUGGCUUCUUGCGCGAGCUGAGGGGAGAAGGCUACUUGAAGUGUAUUUUGGAUGGGAACCUUCUGCAAACCAAAAUCCAUAAUAUAGGGGCAACAGUGGUUGGGGUCGACAAAUUCGGCAACAAGUACUAUGAGAAGCUUGGAGAUACCCAAUAUGGGAGGCACCGUUGGGUUGAAUAUGCAGAGAAAGGUCGAUAUAAUGCUUCUCAGGUGCCACCAGAAUGGCAUGGUUGGCUUCAUUUUAUAACUGAUCACACUGGAGAUGAGCUUUUGAUGUUGAGGCCAAAGAGAUAUGGCGUGGCUCACAGGGAGAAUCUCUCUGGAGAAGGUGAAGAUCAGAUUUACCACUCUAAAGGACAUGCACUCAACCCAGGGCAGAAAAACUGGACUAGGUACCAGUCCUGGGAACCAGCAAAGAAAGAGUAAUAAUCUGAAGAUUCCAGAUUCUGGUAAAUUUGGAAAUCCAGAGUGUUGCGGUCCAAUUCCCAUCAAUAAGUGCAUUGGAACUUGUCUUGUGUGUUGCAUAGGGCAUUUGGUUAGCUCUUAAAAGACACAGUUGACAUAAGCCCAUAUGAAUACAUCGUCAUGGUAUUAUGCUGGUUGAUGUUUGGUUCCUGUAAUAUCAGAAAGCUGUCAAAAUUGUUUCACUGGUGAAAGAUAUGGUACGGAAUGCAAAAUGCUUUUUUGUUUUCAUUGUCUAUGGAAAUGUCAUAGAGAAUAUGAGCCCCUGAUAUGCAUGCAUGCAUGCUGGAACAUCGAUCCUUUCUCAGGAAGCUGCAUCUAAAGUGCAAAUGCGUGGGUGCCCAUUUCGCAUCUUCUCU